AUGCAGCGGAGAUGGCAGGAAGGAGAGAGCAUUCUGUAUGGAGUAAAUCAUGCCUCAGCUGGUGCAAGAAUUCUCCGCGACACAAGCGACACAGGAUAUCUAUUUGGCCGCAUCAUCCAUUUCGAAGAACAGAUUAACAACUUGAGAAAAACGGUGGAUAAGCUGAGAAAGCAACUGCAUGGGAAUGAAGAAAUCCAAGGUUUAGGGCUGAGGAAGUUCUUAAUAUUAGAGGCUUCACCUAUUGGUUGCAUCCCUAUAAGAAGUCACAAUUUGAAGUGUAACGCAACAUUAAACCACGUGGUGGAAAUGUUCAAUACGCGGCUGAAAUCUGUUGCGCACGACCUCAGGUCGAACUACCCUGGAUCUGCAUUCACUUACGCCUCAUCGAUUCAACUGUUUAACAGCUUGUUCGACAAUGCUGAGGCCUACGGUAAGGGUUCAAGGUGA
Salvia hispanica is the source of this 447-nucleotide messenger RNA. RefSeq names its product GDSL esterase/lipase At4g16230-like. Lineage: Eukaryota; Viridiplantae; Streptophyta; Magnoliopsida; Lamiales; Lamiaceae. Gene Ontology annotation, molecular function: hydrolase activity, acting on ester bonds. The record is from RefSeq and is a predicted model, not a curated record.